GCAGGCAGGCAGUCAAUCUCCGCGAUGGCCCCGCAGGAGGAGCCCAAGGAGGCGGCGGCGGCGCUCUCUCAGGCUGCCCGCUCUCCUUUCCCGCGGCGGCUCUUCACUUGGGAGGAAAUCCGUCUCCGCACCAGGCCCGAGGAUCCGGAUCGGGAGAUGUGGCUGGUGCUGGAGCGCAGGGUCUACGACGUGCGGAGCUUCCGCGAGCGGCACCCGGGCGGCGCGCGCAUCUUGCUCAGCCACGUCGGGCAGGAAGCCACGGAUGCCUUUGCAGCAUUUCAUGGCAACAAAACAUUGGUAAACAAGUUUUUGAACCCAUUAUUGGUUGGGGAGCUGGCACCAGAUCAAUCUACUUUUGAACCCAGCAAAAAUGAAUCGCUUAUCAUGGAUUUUCGUGAGCUAUGCACAACUGUAGAGAAGAUGGGACUCAUGAAACCCAACAGUUUCUUCUUCUUGGCCCUCCUCUUUCAUAUCCUGAUACUGGAUAUUGCAUCUUGGCUCACCCUCAUAUAUUUCGGGACAUCUUUAUUGCCCUUUAUGGCUUCAUUAGGGCUGCUUACUAUAGCACAGGUCCAGGCUGCAUGGCUCCAGCAUGAUUUGGGCCAUCUUUCUGUCUUUGAAAAGACAAAAUGGAACCACCUGCUUCACCAAUUUGUCAUGUGUCAUCUCAUUGGGGCAUCAGCCAAAUGGUGGACCCUCCUGCACUCCCAACAUCAUGCAAAACCCAAUUGCUUCUCCAAAGAUCCAGAUACUGAUGUCCACCCUUUCUUGUUUAGUUUGGGGAAGUCCCUUUCUGUGGAACUUGGGAUGAAGAAGAUAAAGUACAUGCCUUACAACUAUCAACAUAGGUACUUCUUUAUCACUAUGCCACCAUUGUUGUUUCCAGCCUUCUUCCAUUUUCACACGUUCUAUGUUGUCUACAAGAAGAAAUUGUGGCUGGAUCUGGCUUGGCAACUCUCCUGUUUUAUCCGGUUGUUCCUUGUCCAAGGGUAUAUACUAGGACCAAAGAGCUUUCUACUAUACUACUUCUUGUUCAGGAUAAUGGAAAGUUCUUGGUUUGUCUGGGUAUCACAAAUGAGCCACAUUCCCAUGGAUAUUGAUUAUGAUAAGAACUUGGACUGGGUCUCUACACAGCUCCAGGCCACUUGUAAUGUUCACCAGUCCCACUUCAAUGACUGGUUUACUGGGCACUUGAAUUUCCAGAUUGAACAUCACCUUUUCCCCAGAAUGCCACGACACAACUUCUGGAAGGCAGCCCCUCUAGUGAAAUCUUUGUGUCAUAAAUAUGGUAUUGAAUACAAGUGCAAACCUCUGCUGACAGCCUUUGCAGAUAUCUUACACACCUUGAAGGAUUCUGGAGAACUUUGGCUGGAUGCCUACCUGCAUAAGUGAGAGGUGCUGGCUUUACAGAGAACAAGGCCUUUAAC
Messenger RNA from Anolis sagrei ordinatus, 1427 nucleotides. Its product is annotated as acyl-CoA (8-3)-desaturase-like. Gene Ontology annotation, biological process: lipid metabolic process. Gene Ontology annotation, molecular function: oxidoreductase activity, acting on paired donors, with oxidation of a pair of donors resulting in the reduction of molecular oxygen to two molecules of water. The record is from RefSeq and is a predicted model, not a curated record. Gene Ontology annotation, cellular component: membrane. NCBI's taxonomy places the organism in Eukaryota, Metazoa, Chordata, Lepidosauria, Squamata, Anolidae.